CGCCAGCAGAGGGCGACAAAACACCAAGUGAACAUGACACUGUGCUGUCAUUUUCAUCUGUUUGAGCGGGGCAUGUGCGUUAAUUGCGUCAAAUGUUUUAACGUGAUUAAUUAAAAAAAUUAAUUACCGCCUGUUAACGCGAUAAUUUUGACAGCUCUAUUAAAUAUACAUACAACGAAAGCUUAUUCAAGAAAAAAAUAUAACAAAGGAUGCAGCUUUAGUCGUUAAAACUGAUUUAUCUUUUAUCUUAAUUUUUAGAGAUGUUUCACAGAGAUCAGAUGUAGGCCUUCCUGUAAGGCAUGUAGCCCUUUUUCUCAUUUAACUCAUCAAUGCUCUUGACAAUGAUAGAUGUCCAAUCCAUUUGAAAUGGACUUGCAAUGAAUGAUUAUGUCUCAAUGGUACUGACGACGAAAGACAACCAAUCUUUUUGACUGGGAGGGUCUGCAUCGAUCAAACAGCUAAUGAGUUAAUUCUCAUUUCCAAUGUUUCCUAUCUAUCUAGGUAAAACAAAAAGAUCAACCGUCCAGAUGAUGGCAGAACAUGGGGUGCCAUGUGAUGGGCAAGACGCUGCUUAUUGUAUGAAUGGGGGCACAUGCUACAAACUUGCCUCAAUGGAAACGAUCUCAUGUGUGUGCAAUGACUACUACAAAGGGAGCCGAUGCGAGCAGUUCCAACUACUCAUCGGUACCUCUGACAGUGAGCAGGCGGGUCUAAUUGUUGCUCUGGUGCUUGUUGCCCUCCUCAUUUUAGUGGUCAUCGCCGUUAUUAUCUAUUUUACACAUAAGAUGAUGAAAGCCAAGCAACAAAGGAAACAGAGUCAGAUAGAGUACUGGAAAGUUAAACCAAGAGUAUGACAAUUCCACGAUGACAUUCUUCUACCACCAACAUGGUGAGAUAAUUUUGAAUGGUGGCUAUUAUGGAAAGAACUGACUUGAGGACCUUUUAAUGCACGAGGAAAUGAGUUGGAACGAGACCUAUUGGUAUUAUAGUGGAUCUUCUAUGGUCGAACCCAAUGAAAUCAGAGCCACUAGACCCCUCCCCCAACUGUAAUGUAGUCCAGGAUCAAAUUUAAUAAACUAAUAACUGUCAUAAAAACGUAAAAUAUCAUUAACUGCCAUUAUCGGUUCUCUCAACUUUGAUGAUGAGUGACAAAUUGACUAAAUGCAGCAUUCUAAAGCCAUAUUAUAUUGAAUUGCUUGAUACGGAUGCAAGUAUUGUAUAGCCACACUGUCCCAUUUACCAUUACAUUUACCCCCCCCGUCUAAUUUGAAAUUGUGAGAAAAUGCUGGAUUUGAGUUUGACUUUGUUCGGAUGCCUUUUUUCCUGAAAAUGUUGGUCAAAUUCUGAAGUUCCUUCCCAACUUUUAGAGGUAAUAGGACUACAAUUAAACCACAUUUCAAUAUACAGAAUGUUCUUUGUCUAAAAGUAUACAAAUCUUUGUUUGUAUAUAUUUCAAUCAUACUAUGUGCAUUUAUAACCUGCUGCAUGUGAAAAGAACUUUGUAAAAUAUUGGUUAAAAGGGUGCGUUUCUGUAAAUACGAGCAAUGAUCCCUACUAAAGGAUUUGAAAUACUAUUGUGUGAUUUAUUUUUGACACCGGCAAAACACAAACAAAUCUUGCACUAUUAUAAGUAUAAUAAAACGAACAAUUUCUUUUCCAAAUAGCACAUUUUUUUGUUCUAAUUUAAACCAGCAUUGACAAAAACACUUCGUUUAUGGUGGUGAGCACCAUCUAGUGGAUUGCAAAUAGAAACACAUUUUUCAUAUUUGUCCAAACACACUAUAAACAUACACAUGAUCUCCUGUAUAUCUUUUAGCCCCACUUAAAAACAAAAAGGCAACUUUUGACUUAAUGAUUAUAUGCAAACCAGUAAAAGGCAACCAACUGAUUCAAUCCGUUUUGAAAGAGUAAAAAAAUGGUUGAACGGCAUUUUUUUUAUGGUGGUGUUUUUGUUCAACCUAAAAUAUCCUUUUUAUAUCCUAAUUUGGAGCAGUGAAAG
Corythoichthys intestinalis (scribbled pipefish) is the source of this 1999-nucleotide messenger RNA. RefSeq names its product pro-neuregulin-4, membrane-bound isoform-like. Gene Ontology annotation, molecular function: epidermal growth factor receptor binding; growth factor activity. Gene Ontology annotation, biological process: epidermal growth factor receptor signaling pathway; positive regulation of cell population proliferation; positive regulation of mitotic nuclear division. The record is from RefSeq and is a predicted model, not a curated record. NCBI's taxonomy places the organism in Eukaryota, Metazoa, Chordata, Actinopteri, Syngnathiformes, Syngnathidae. The transcript is spliced from 4 exons. Bases 483 to 854 code for a protein of 123 amino acids.